Messenger RNA from Emiliania huxleyi CCMP1516, 1925 nucleotides. RefSeq lists its product as hypothetical. The transcript is spliced from 2 exons. The annotation marks the transcript as partial. Gene Ontology annotation, molecular function: GTPase activator activity; small GTPase binding. Gene Ontology annotation, biological process: activation of GTPase activity; nucleocytoplasmic transport. The record is from RefSeq and is a predicted model, not a curated record. Gene Ontology annotation, cellular component: nucleus; perinuclear region of cytoplasm; cytosol. NCBI's taxonomy places the organism in Eukaryota, Haptophyta, Isochrysidales, Noelaerhabdaceae.
CAACCACGCGCUCGCAUUUUGUGAGACCCGCUCAUGAGCCUCCACCGCCGCGAGGACACGGCGGUUGCCGAUUUCAGUGUUGACGAGCGAAAGCUAGAUGCGUGGUGCGCGUGGUACGCCUUCACCUGCGAGAAGCUCGAAUUGAAAAUGCUCGACGAGCAGCGUCUGCGCAUGGGCAUGUCGCCGCCGGGGAUGCCUUCUCCGUUUGGGAUGGCGUCACGGAUGGCGCGGCGAGGGGUUGCGCCGCCGAUGGACGGGCUGCCGAGGCCGGAAACGAGAGGUGGCGUCAUAGCGCCCGGUCAGCGGGAGCUGCAGCGGGCCGUCGCGCUCCAGGAGCAGCAGCCGCGGCCGGAGCAGCCGCCGGCGAGUGCUACGCAGCCGCCAUCGGCGCCCGGUGGCUUCCAGCCCUCCCGACCGCCUCCGCCUCCGAGGGGAAUGGGCUUCGGAAACUUCUCCUCCCGCUCUGGAGGGCCGAUGGGCGGUGCAGGCAUGCCCCCGCGACCCGGAGGAGGCAUGCCUCAGCGGCAUCUGCUGCGGCCGCAGGCGCCGCAGUUUCGCCGGGUGCGCCUCAUCCCCUCCGGCCCGGCGGUGCACCCAUCUUGCUCGGGGCCGAAAGCCUCGAUCAUACUGUUCGCCGUGCGACACGCGCGGCUGGCCCGCGUCGCCGCCGACAGCGAGCGGCGCAUGCACGAGCAGAAGCGGCGCAUGCACGAGCGCGAGCUGAUCAUGAGGUACAUCCGUCCGAGGCACCGCCUCGACGCCCGCUCUUCUUCCAGUCCGAAGGCCGCAGUGCUCGUACUAGCUUUGCGGCACUGGCGGCUGGCCGGCGCCGCUGACGCCUCCGGCAUUCCUGGCGUGGACGAGAGGAAGCUGGAGCUGUGACGCAAGCGCGGCGGCGGCGACCUGGAGCCUGUCCUCGCGAGCGGCGCCGUCGCCGUCCUCGACGCGCAGUGGGUCAUCCGCCACGCCGAGGCGGGCGGCGUCCUCUCCCACCGCCAGGCGCUGCCCAAAGAGGCCUUCCUCCCCCUCGCCGACCUCGUCGAGGCGACCGGCAAGCAUGACCUUCCCGUCGCCGCGCUCUCCUACCCGUGGCUGACCAAGGACCACCCCGACCCGCGCGGAGCCAACCUCGCCCGCGUCGCGAGGGCGCUCAAGGCCCUGCUCAGCGAUCCCGACAUCCCGCGGCUCGGCGUGUUUUGGGACUUCGGCUCGCUGCACCAGCACCCCGACCCCCCCAACGGCGUCCUGCGCACCGAGGAGCAGAACGCGCUCUUCAAGCAGGGUUUGGGCUGCCUCGGCACGCUCUACUCCCACCAGCACACUUGGGUGCUGCGGCUGACCUCCUUCCCGGACGGCCACAAGGCGGAGGAGCAGACCGAGGGCACCAACGUGGCCAAGUACUUUGACCGCGGCUGGUGCUACACGGAGCAGUGCUGGGCUGGCCUGACAAAGACUGGCUACCUCUCGCUCGACCUCGGCAAGAUGCGCGCCGGCGAGGAGUACGGCAGCGACAGCCUCGUCGACGACUGCACCAAGGCCGGCGGCCGGCGCCCUCCGCUGCUGCCGUCUGCGUUUGCGGCGGAGCUGGAAAAGAAGAGCUUCACCAACGGCAAGGACGACAAGCCGCUCGUGAAGCGGCUGUACGAGGCCGCCUUCAAGGAGCAGUUUGGCAAGGCGACCAAUCUGGACUACGCCCGCCUCGGCUGGGGCGACGCGGAGGCGGCGCAGCUGGCGGAGGUCCUCGCGAGCGGGGCAGCGCCGCGGCUCGAGAGGCUCGGUCUCAGCUUCAACAAGAUUGGCGACGAGGGCUGGACGGCGCUGGCCGCCGCCCUCGGCAAGGAGGGGGCAGCGCCGCGGCUCGAGACGCUCUAUCUCGUCGCCAACAAGAUUGGCGACGAGGGCUGCAAGGCGCUGGCCGCCGCCCU